Messenger RNA from Pogonomyrmex barbatus (red harvester ant), 3584 nucleotides. RefSeq names its product microtubule-binding protein cornetto (gene corn). The record is from RefSeq and is a predicted model, not a curated record. NCBI's taxonomy places the organism in Eukaryota, Metazoa, Arthropoda, Insecta, Hymenoptera, Formicidae.
UUUUUCAAGGAUUAGAAAAGUACAAAGUAAAUUAAACCAAGAUUAAAAUUAAUAGUCGUGAAACAACGACGCUUGAUAUUCAACUGUGUGUUACAUGCUGCUUGGAGUACCGAGGACUCUUAUUUUUAGAUAUGAAAGAAAGGGAAGAGAAAAUAAUUGCUUUCCACUCCAUACGUACAGCCUUUGACAAGAUGAUAAAAACGAAAUGACUGAUCCACUCAACACCGUCAUAAUGGAGACUCCGUACCCCGAGUCCGAAAAUUGUCUGAAGGUAUCUUCGCCGAUGCUGAAUGUAGCUCGGCAGGACUCGGGCGUACCAGAGGAUCUCGCUUCGCCUCUCAAUGGGGAAGAGGAUCCAGAUCUCACUAUGAACAGUGAAUGCAACAUCACUGUCAUCCACAUCACCGAAUCGCAGAACAGCAAGGCAAACGAAAAGUCGCUGGCCGAGAAUAAAGAUAGCAAAGACGGCAGCGAUAGCGGAGUCGAAGGUUGUGCGACGGAAGUUCCGAGAGUACGUAGUAGGAACAGUGUCGACUACACGAGUAGUUGCGGCGGUCUAGAUGAGGCCUCCUGUGAUUCAAGUCUUGUUAGUUGUUGCUCGGUAUAUGAGGACGCAUGUGGAUCCACAUUGCCAGACGACGUACGGCUGAGUGCCACCGGCGGUGAAGGCACGAGCGAGGGCGGUAGCGAAAGUUCAUCUAUCGCCGGCAGCGUGUCUGUACGAACGAGCCGUAUGAAUGUGAAGAGAAAUACGACAACAUCCAACACGACUAAAAAAAAGAUCACGAGCGGUAGCGAAUCGCAGAAGAGCGUUCGCGCAAAACCAGCGAGCGCGACCUCGGGCACAAGUUUAGGCACGGCGACUCCACGGUCCAAAUCACGAACAGCGACUCCUAGAAAUAUAACAACCAAAACUCCAAGCGCUACUAGGGACCACCGACCACGAUCGAGAGAAAAAUUGAGCGCUCGAGAAUCGAGCUCCUCGCUUGUCGCAGAGGUCACCAAGACGCCUGUUGGUAAUCGUGCUACAGCGACAUAUGGUUGUCGAUCCAACAACAGCACAGUAUCCAAUUUAAUAUCGACUCCCACAUCUUCCACAAGGACGAGAACAAGACCGCUGCCAGACUCGCUGCCAUCCGCACUGACCACGGAGAUCAACAAGGAUCUUGCGCAACGUGGCGGAAGAGUCAUCAGGAGUGAUUCGUCAAGAUCGAGGACUACAUCCAGCACGCGCGGAACACGCACACCGGCGUCCACGCCGUCUGAGGAAACGAAAGCAAAAAUACCAUCCUUGUCAACCCCUCGCGUUCUCUGUGCAAAAAGUGCGGCCUCGCGUGCUGAUAACAAACUUGCUGGUCAAGAUAACAAAGCACUUGAUACAUACGCAACGUUGCCGCGUAGAAACAGAAAUAAGCUGACGAUCUCGAAAGCCGGAGAGAAGACAGACAAGACAAUUAGAAGUAGAUCUGGAAGUCGAGAUGUUAGUCUAAACAGAACUAUUGAAAAGAAAAACAUCAUUGCGAAGGAUUCGUCUUCCGUUCAUAAAAGCUUGCCGCCGUAUCCUAGACAAAGAACGGUUGAGAAAACUCGUAUAUAUCACGAGAUUAGCGCGCAGACUGGUUUAACAGGACAGGAUAUUGAAAACGUGAUGUCCGGACAACCAAGCGCCAUCACCGGACCUGAGGUCAUCGAAAGAUUGCACAAGGGUUGCCAAACGGAGGAGACGUGGGACGACAUGCAGACUUUGCAGGAUAACUUGAAACGCUUGAAUGAGGAAAACAAUAGUCGACGAGAAGAAAACGAGAAAUUGAAGCUCGAGUUGGCCGAAGUGAAUCGUCUACUAGAAGAAGAACGAGCCGAUCAUGCAUUUGCACGUCAGGAACUCGAUAGAAACGCGCAACGGGUACUAGCUAUGCUAGGUACACCGCAAUCGGAACACGCAGAGGGUAGUGACAGUUUUCUCGAACUCGAAUGUCAUAUACAAUCAUCGGGACAAGUCGUUGCUAAUCAACAAGUCGAAAUAGCUGAUCUACAAUCUCUCUGUCGUAUGUUGAGCAGGGAUUUAGACAAAAGUUUAGCCGCGCAGAAGUCCUUAUUACAGCAACAACAAGAAUUAGAAGCCGAAUCAGCCGAGAUGCAAUAUUUUCUUCAAGAAGAAAAAGCCACCUUGGCGGAUGCACUUAAAGAUGCUGAAUUGGAACUUAAAAAGAAAGGGGAAAUUUUAACUCAAAGAGAGAUGGAAUUAGAAAGACAAACGGAGGAGUGUAAGCAUUUAGUACGAAUUAGCGAACAAAGAAGACAAGAGAAUUUAUCAAUGAAUCUAAAAUUGAACGCUGUUGAACGAAGAAGCAGAGAGCUUUUACUCACUCAGGGCGCUGCUAUGUCCGGAGCGGCUGUAGCUCUUUCUGGACUUAGUACUAGAUUAGAAGGAUUAAUAGAUCAAUUGAUUGCUUCCUAUAAUAUCUCAAUAAAAGAUCUUGAGGAUGUCAUAUAUCAUAAUGAAGCAUACAGUAGAAGUAACAGUAGCGUGGAGUCUAGUCCAGUUAGCUCUAAGCAAAGCUUGAAGGAACGUACCCCAAGUCCGAAAAGUGGAUCCUUUGUUUCUGCAGUAAUUAGUGCGAUUCGGAACGCAGCGACGCAUCCCUUCGCAGCGAGAAAUAUCGAUAAAAAAUCUAAUUUAGAUUCAUCUAAACAGAUUUACAAAGAGUUAAGCAUGGAAUCAUCGUCUGAUUUGCUUGACUUUGAAACUGAACCGUGUCUGAUGAUGGAAAGCGUUUUGGAGGAUGUACCUUUGCCAGAUACAUAUUCACAUAAUAUGAUAUCAAGCAGCGAUUCUCUUCGCAGAGCACUGAGUUUUCCCGAAACGACAGACGAGCAUAGUAUAAGGAAAACGAAAUAUGGCGAUGAAUGUACUAGUCUAACGAAUCUUACUCAAGCAAUCUUGCAUCGUCGCAAAGUGGAAGAUGAGGGUGAUGAUGAUUGCGAUUCCGUGAGCGAAUCCGACACUGGGACCAACGACGGUCCUGUUCCUUUGACGGAUUACUGUCCAUCUAUAGAUCUUGUCGAUCAAGUAAUCGAAGUAGAUAAUCUCGUCACUAAACUUCUGAAAGUGCUACGAAUCAUACAGCUCGACAAUGAUACGUGUAUACAGGAAUUAAAAGAAGAAAAAUCUAACUUAGAGAUAAAACUAGAAGCCACUGUAACAGAAUUGAACGAGCUUCGCAAGAUUCUCGAUAAUCUUCAUCAAUCGCCGGAAGAAGUUCUAAACAAUGUCCCAGAUCGACGACGUAGCGUUGUGGAGAAUUGCCGGAUUUUGCUCAAAGAGGCGGGUAAGGAGGAAUUAAAAUUUGACGAGGUCGUACUUGCUAUUAAUAGCAGUCCCGGCAAGAUAGACUGUGAAGAUCUCAAUGCGAACGAGGCGACUUCCGCUUAAAAUAUUUUAUUAAUUUUGUACAUUUUUCCCUAUAUAGUUAUUAUAAAUGAUUUCAAUUUCUAAGAAUGUUUAUGCCAAUUUUUGAGAGUCUAAAUUAUAUUAAAUAUUGAUAAAUCGUUUUAAUAUUAAUUAUAAAGACGACAUUUCUAAU